Messenger RNA from Manis pentadactyla (Chinese pangolin), 2099 nucleotides. RefSeq names its product nuclear assembly factor 1 ribonucleoprotein (gene NAF1). The coding region runs from base 196 to 1674 and encodes 492 amino acids. The record is from RefSeq and is a predicted model, not a curated record. The transcript is spliced from 8 exons. Gene Ontology annotation, molecular function: RNA binding. Gene Ontology annotation, cellular component: sno(s)RNA-containing ribonucleoprotein complex. Lineage: Eukaryota; Metazoa; Chordata; Mammalia; Pholidota; Manidae. Gene Ontology annotation, biological process: pseudouridine synthesis; box H/ACA snoRNP assembly; ribosome biogenesis.
GCGCGUCACGUUACGUCAACACUCUCCCGGAAGUACCGCUGGUGAACAGCGAGGGGCGUGUCUCCAGGCGGGUCGCGUGCAGUUACCGGAGGAACGCGGGCGGUCGGGUCCUGGCGGUGUUAUCUCCGCUGCAGAUACUGUUUUUGUCUCUUCCCGACGGAGCCGGAAGCCUGUCUGGGUCUCCCGUGAGACGCCAUGGAAGUCGUGGCGGCCGCCGCCGCGCAGCUGGAAACUCUGAAAUUCAAUGGCGCCGGCUGUGGGGGUGGCCAGGGGCAGGAGGCGCGGGCUGAGGGCUCUGCAGACGCCCCAGGGCCGCGGCCGCGGCCGCCGUCGGAGGGGGGGCGCCCGGACACUGGGCAGGCCUUGGGGGCCCAGCCCGCCGGGGAACGGCCGCUACACGUCGGGCCGAGCGCCGCUGACGGCGGGGUCCUUGAGCCGCGGGCCAGGCCGGAGCCGCCACCCGGCGGGAGCUGCGUUGCCGGCCCGGGCGCCGCGGAGCCGGCGCGAACCCCAUACUCGCUGGAGACGUCGGGCUCGGACUCCGACUCGGACAGUGAAACAGAUUCAGAGAGUUCAAGUUCCUCUUCUUCCUCAUCAUCUUCCUCCUCAUCUUCCUCUUCCUCUCAUAUGUCACCUCCUCCAGUGCUGUCAGACGGAGAAGAUGAUUUACAAGUUGAGAAGGAAAAUAAGAAUUUUCCUCUUAAAACAAAAGAUGAGUUACUUCUUAAUGAACUACCUUCUGUUGAAGAACUCACUAUUAUUUUGCCUGAAGAUAUUGAAUUAAAGCCUCUUGGGAUGGUCUCAAGUAUUAUUGAACAAUUAUUAAUAAUUGAAUCUAUGACUAACCUACCUCCAGUUAAUGAGGAGACGGUAAUUUUUAAAAGUGAUCGAAAUGCAGCAGGAAAGAUAUUUGAGAUAUUUGGACCUGUUGCACAUCCAUUUUAUGUGUUACGGUUUAAUUCUUCAGAGCAUAUUGAGAGUAAAGGUAUUAAACUAAAGGAUACUAUGUAUUUUGCUCCAUCAAUGAAAGACUUCACCCAAUAUAUAUUCACAGAAAAACUUAAACAGGAUAGGGGAUCAGAUGCCUCGUGGAAGAAUGAUCAGGAACCACCGCCAGAUGCUUUAGAUUUCAGUGAUGAUGAAAAGGAAAAAGAAGCUAAACAGAGAAAAAAAUCUCAGGUUCAAGGCCGGAAAAAAUUCAAAUCUGAACUUAAUGAAUCAGGUGAAGAUUUUGCAGAAGUUCAUCAGAAUUGGAAUGCUCAUAGUUCUACUUCAGAACAGUCACAAGGCUAUCGCAACAGAGAGUUCACACGAGGAUUUUCCCGGGGUAGAUAUCCUCGACCUUGUCCUGGCAGGCCCCCAUCUCCACAGUUUUAUAAUUCAGAACAUAUGGUAUCUCAGGAGUCUUCAGGAUUUCCACCUCAGAGACAAGAGAAUCCUCUCAUGCCACAGUAUCGCUUUCCUCCUCCAGUAUUUGACAUGCAUAAUUUUUCACUCCCUCCUCCUCCACCUCCACUUCCGCCUCUACCGCAUGCCUCUGUGAACAUGGGUUGGGCUGCUCCUCAUCCGUUACUCCACUUACCAUACUCCAUGCCCCCACCUCCUCCCCCUCCCCCGCUGGCCCCACCCUCACCUUCUGACAAAAAUUCUUCUCAUUUUGGAUCUUAUUAUUAGGUGAAUAUGUGCAUUUCCAGAGAGGCUCAGACUUUUUAUAUUAUAUGGAAAGAAUUUUUUUUAAAGAAAGUGAUUAUAGAGUUAAAGUUUUAAAACAUUGUAAAAUACGAAAUGAUUCCUUCACUUGGAAGAAUCACAACUGGCAUAUAUUUCUAACUUUGUAAAAUUGUAUCCAUAUGAAAAUUCCACUGUAAAUUCAUUGGGGUUGGGGGCAGGAUCCAGUUACGUAAUAUUGAAUUAAAACUUUGAAUCCAUACUUCCCCCAAGUCUACUGAGUUAAACAGUAUAUAUAUGUCUAAUAAUAGAUCUGGAGCAACUUUGAUCAUGGAUGAAAAUAUAUUGAACAUAUUAUCUCCUUGGUAUAUCUGAAGAAAAGAUGUUUAGUCCUCUUGAAAGUCUUUAAAAUAAACUAUUUUUAUAAACUA